AAAUCCUUCGAUACAUAGUACAGAAGUGACGUGUUCUUUCAUUUCACAAAAUAAUUUUUAUCAUACCAGACAUUGAUAAUGUUGAAACUAUUUUCGGUCGCUUUCCUUCUAUUUGAAAUAAAUUUAACGCAAUCUGCAAAUAUUUUGGCAGUGUUUCCAUAUCCCUCCAUAAGUCACCAACUAGUAUUUCAGCCGUUGAUUGAAAAGUUGGUUUUGUUGGAACAUAAUGUGACGGUCAUUACUCCAUAUCCUCAAUAUAAGAAAAAGGAAGAAGCCCCUUACAAUUUAAAAGAAAUAGAUGUGCAAGAUCUAAGUUAUAAAAUAUACCGAAAAAUAUUUAAUUCUGAUUUAUAUAAAGAGAAAAGGGAUACACUUAAUCAAAUAAAGCUUACUCUUGAGGUUUCGUUGGAGGUGUUUGAAGGCCAAAUGUUAAAUGAACAAGUUCAAGAAAUACUCAAGGUAGUCAAUAAGAAUUUUGACAUAAUACUAGUAGAAGCUGUUCUAAAAGUGUGUCUAGGGCUCUCACAUAUCUUUAAAGGACCAAUAAUCCAGAUAAGUUCUAUGGGUCCUGUUCCGUAUAAUCAAGAUUCAUAUGGGAUCCCGGAUCAUCCAUUUCUAUACCCAUCAUUUUGGAAUCGUAGAAUUUAUAAUCUAACAGUUUUUGAAAAAGUUAAAGAACUUCAGAUGAAUGAAUGGUGGAUAAAAAAUGUAAGACAGGAGCUCGAAAUAGAAGAAAACAGAAUAAUAAGAAACAUCUUCGGACCAGAAACUCCAAAUAUUAAUGAGUUAAAAAAAAAUGUUGACAUGCUGUUUUUGAAUAUCCAUCCGAUAUUUGUUGAUAAUCAACCUGUUCCUCCCGAUGUCAUAUAUGUAGGAGGGAUACAUAUAAAGCCUAGAAAAGAAUUGCCAAAGGAUUUAAGUAAAGUAUUGGAUUCUUCAAAAAGCGGGGUCAUUUAUUUUAGUAUGGGUACUAACAUUAAGAAGUCACAUUUACCAUCUGAAACAAUCCAAAUGUUUAUAAAUACUUUUUCAAGCUUACCGUAUGAUAUUUUAUGGAAAUGCGAUGAAGAUAUACAAAUAACUUCGAAAAAUAUCAAAAUAUUGAAAUGGUUUCCACAAUCAGAUCUUUUAGCACAUCCAAAAGUUAAACUUUUUAUAACCCAAGGAGGUCUUCAAUCUACAGAUGAAGCUAUAAACGCUGGAGUACCACUUAUAGGUUUACCUAUGAUAGCCGAUCAAUGGUAUAAUGUUGAGAAGUAUGUACAUCAUAAAAUUGGCCUCAAACUUGAUAUAUCUACGCUAACUAAAGAAGUUUUAAUCAAUGCUAUUGAAACAGUAAUAACAAAUAACAGCUAUCGCCAAAAUAUAUUGCGCUUACGCGCUUUAAUGCAGGACCAAAAGGAAAAACCAUUGGAGAGAGCUGUCCGUUGGAUAGAAUAUACUCUUCGACAUGGUGGACCAAAGCAUAUGAGAUCUGGUGCAGCAAAUUUAACGUGGCAGCAGUAUUAUGAGCUGGAACUAAUUAUUAUAGCUGUUGCAAUUAUCUUAAUAUCAAUGGGGCUAUUUUUGGCAUUAGUGUAUUUUAUUACACACUGUAUUUUAAAAUUCUUUAAACAAAAAAUUAAAUUAACUUAAAUUUUAUUAAUUUCUUCUAAA
Molecule: messenger RNA, 1656 nt
Organism: Danaus plexippus (monarch butterfly)
Lineage: Eukaryota; Metazoa; Arthropoda; Insecta; Lepidoptera; Nymphalidae
Product: UDP-glucosyltransferase 2-like
Exons: 4
Coding region: 79-1635 (518 amino acids)
Molecular function (GO): UDP-glycosyltransferase activity
Source: RefSeq, a predicted model, not a curated record